AGAAAGCAAUGUGACAGUACGAUAAUAAAAACAUACUUUUGUUCCUUGUUCUUUAAAUAAAACUUUAAUUACAAUGGAAUCUUACGAUGAAACGUAUAAAGCUAUAUGUCGUGUAUGUCUAAAUUUCGGAAACAGUAAAAGUAUGGUGUCCUUAAUUGAUGAUAAAGUUAGAAAUGGCAUAAGUUAUUAUGGCAUAGCUGUGCAACAUUUUGCAAACAUUUCGAUUGAUAAACACGACAAUUUACCUUCAGUUAUGUGUAUUAAGUGCUUAUCUCUUUUGAAACAAGCGAUUCGAUUUAAAUUGAUGUGUGAAUCUAGCGAUAAAAGUCUAAAAGAAAUGGUAAAAAUUAUUGGAGACGAUGUAGAAAAAAUACGAGGAAAUGUUAUUGAAUAUGCAAUGUUUAAGUUUUAUUUCCCUCAAGAAUUAAAAACUACGCAUAAACACGUAAAAACUAAUCGCGAAAAGCAAAAUUUAAUAAAUUCAGUCAAAGAAAGUAAUGUUAUGUCAGAACAAGUUAACGAUGAUGUUGACUCUGGGGAUUGUUUUAAUAAUAUACAAACUGAUACAGAAAAGGAGUCAAAAAACGAUGAUGAUUUAUUAAAUAAAAUGGAGAAAUUAAUAGGAAAAACGUCUUUUAAUAGCUCAAUUCAAGUAACUAAAAUGUUCAAGAGAAAACAUUUACAAUUAAAAAGGAAACUUAUGAUGAGACAAAAAAUGUUAAAAAUCAAAAAAGCUAAUGAAGAGAGGAAAAAUAAAAAAUUUGUUUGUAAUAUUUGCAAUAAAGUUCUCGCAAACCAAAGUACUUAUGAACAUCAUUUGCAAAGGCACAAUGGAUGCAGAUACAUCUGCGAACAUUGCGGUAAAGGAUUUCCCGUGAAAAACGAACUUUCUAUUCACCAAGUAACCCGUCACGGUACGGGACCUUACCUACAAUGCUCGCACUGUCCAUUCAAAGCGCCUAGAAGAUUCGAUUUGAUCGAACACGAACGACUACACACUGGAGAGAGACCAUACACGUGCGAAAAAUGCGGUCUUACGUUCAGGAGACGUGGUAUUUGGAAAAAACAUCUUAUUUACCACAUGGAGAAAAAGGUUCAAUGUCCUCAGUGUCCGAGGAAAUUUUUCCAGAGGAGUGAAAUGUUGGCACACGCUAAUAAUAUACAUGAUAGGGUCUAUGUGUAUGUGUGUGACAAGUGCGGUGCGACUUACGCUAAAUCUACAACUGUUCGACGUCAUCUGACUGAACGGCACGGUAUACCAAGGGAGCAGCAGGGGAAAAUUAUAAGGGUCAAUAAAGGUAGUGCUCAAGAACAAUAAAAUAUAUAUCAAAAUAUUGAGACAAUUGAUGUUAGAAAUCUACGUAAACUCAAUUUCUAAUAAUUUAUGUUUAGAAGAAUAUCCAAUCAUUAAUGUCUUCAUAUUUUGUUUGUACUACGCUAACGUUACUUGGUGAAGUGAAAAUUUUAUCCAAUUUUUUUUUAAUAAUUUGAACUGUACUAAUUAUCGAUAAUUUCCUCUUGAACAUUUUUUUUUCAAUGACGUAACUCAAGAAGUGAGUGUAACUUUCGUUUGUAAUUUUAAAUAAAACAUUUCUAAAAAUA
This is a messenger RNA of Melitaea cinxia (Glanville fritillary), 1602 nucleotides long. RefSeq names its product zinc finger protein 2-like. Lineage: Eukaryota; Metazoa; Arthropoda; Insecta; Lepidoptera; Nymphalidae. The transcript is spliced from 2 exons. Gene Ontology annotation, molecular function: zinc ion binding; DNA-binding transcription factor activity, RNA polymerase II-specific; RNA polymerase II transcription regulatory region sequence-specific DNA binding. The coding region runs from base 74 to 1318 and encodes 414 amino acids. Gene Ontology annotation, biological process: regulation of transcription by RNA polymerase II. The record is from RefSeq and is a predicted model, not a curated record. Gene Ontology annotation, cellular component: nucleus.